Messenger RNA from Varanus komodoensis (Komodo dragon), 1676 nucleotides. It is a transcript of the gene SF3B4, whose product is annotated as splicing factor 3b subunit 4. The transcript is spliced from 6 exons. The record is from RefSeq and is a predicted model, not a curated record. The coding region runs from base 118 to 1371 and encodes 417 amino acids. Gene Ontology annotation, molecular function: RNA binding. Gene Ontology annotation, biological process: positive regulation of mRNA splicing, via spliceosome. Lineage: Eukaryota; Metazoa; Chordata; Lepidosauria; Squamata; Varanidae. Gene Ontology annotation, cellular component: U12-type spliceosomal complex; nucleolus.
AGGAGUCAAGAUGGCUGAAGGAGAGCCGCCUUACCUCACACACGUAACAACCGCUCCAGAGCGGAAGUGGGCUGAGGGAGGUCAUCGUGGCUGCGGAAGGGAAGCGCCUGCCUCGAGAUGGCUGCCGGGCCGAUCUCCGAGAGGAACCAAGAUGCCACCGUGUAUGUUGGAGGUCUGGACGAAAAGGUCAGCGAACCUCUCCUGUGGGAGCUCUUCCUCCAGGCAGGCCCGGUUGUUAACACUCACAUGCCCAAAGACAGAGUCACUGGCCAGCAUCAAGGCUAUGGAUUUGUGGAGUUCCUCAGCGAGGAGGAUGCCGACUAUGCCAUCAAAAUCAUGAACAUGAUCAAGCUCUACGGGAAGCCGAUCCGGGUCAACAAGGCCUCAGCCCACAACAAGAACCUGGAUGUGGGUGCCAACAUCUUUAUUGGCAACCUGGACCCCGAGAUUGACGAGAAGCUGCUGUACGAUACGUUCAGCGCCUUUGGGGUCAUCCUGCAGACCCCCAAAAUCAUGCGUGACCCUGACACCGGCAACUCCAAGGGAUACGCCUUCAUCAACUUUGCCAGCUUUGAUGCAUCCGAUGCUGCGAUCGAGGCCAUGAACGGACAGUACCUGUGCAACCGCCCCAUCACCGUCUCCUACGCCUUCAAGAAGGAUUCCAAGGGCGAGAGGCACGGCUCGGCUGCGGAGCGCCUCUUGGCUGCACAGAACCCCCUCUCACAGGCCGACCGGCCUCAUCAGCUCUUUGCAGACGCUCCUCCUCCACCUUCAGUGCCCACUCCAGUUGUUACAACCUUGGGGCCAGGAGUUACCCCGCCAGGCAUCCCCCCGCCAGGAUCGUUCCCGCCACCAGUCCCACCGCCAGGAGCCAUGCCCCCGGGGAUGCCUCCAGCGAUGCCUCCGCCACCCAUGCCGCCAGGUGCUGGGGCUCCAGGACCCCCUUCGGGAGGGGCUCCUGGUGCGGCACACCCUCCUCACCCACACCCUUUCCCACCCAGCGGGAUGCAUCCAGGAAUGCCGCAAAUGCAGGUCCAUCAUGGCAUGCCUGGCAUGGGUCCGCAUCACCCAGGGCCACCGGGAGCAGGGGGCCAGCCGCCCCCCCGCCCUCCUCCGGGCAUGCCCCACCCUGGGCCGCCACCCAUGGGCAUGCCUCCCCGGGGGCCCCACUUCGGCUCACCGAUGGGUCACCCUGGUCCCAUGCCGCCCCAUGGGAUGCGAGGGCCUCCGCCCCUGAUGCCGCCCCACGGAUACAACGGCCCCCCACGGCCACCUCCCUACGGCUACCAGCGAAUCCCCCUUCCGCCCCGCCCCGCCCAGAGACCCAUGGUGCCUCCGCGGGGGCCCAUGCGGGGGCCCCUGCCCCCAUAAGCAGCGGCACGUCCCAGGCCAGCUUAAAUGCAGAACUUCUGACCAUGGACCCCUCCAGGCUGUUCUUUUCUGUUUCUGUUUGGACAUACAUUCCAGCGAGUCGUGUCUCACUUCCUUGUGUGAAAAGCUCUGCCGGCUCCUGCAGCAGCAUCAAGGUUUUGCUCAUCUUGAUUCUUUUUAAGCUUUCCAUUGCCUCUAAAAUGGUAUUCUGGUCCCACAAUUCAGUUUUUAAAAUAUACCUCUUUGUUAAGCCCAGUUUUGAAAUGCAGUUUGCAAAUAAAAGUUUGCAGAGAUUCUCCUUGGAA